GGUGCUUCUCUGCGCACACACUCGGGGCCACAACUGGUCUACUUCGCUCUUUCUUUCAUAUUUUUAUAACUUAUCUUCGAGGCACGAAAGAAACAACGAAGGAGCGGUAAAGGGGAAAGAAGGGAAGAUGAGUUGGUGCACCGCGGCUGAGGUGGCGGAGCUGAUCUCCGUUGCCCGACUCCGCGGCGACGUCGACGCUGCCACACGCAAGGCAGCCGACCUGCGCUUCAUCGACAUCUGCACCACUGCCAUUAAUGCAGGUGACGUUUUGAUGCAGAUUGCGACGGAGACGACGGCGGCGCCGGGGCUGCGUCUGAAUGCCAUUUUGGCUGCGCAGCCCCUCAUCACGACGGAAGGGUGGAACGAGGGGGGCCGAUUCAGCGACCGCGGCGCUGUCACGCGCCUGCUGCUGCGAUGGACAGCAGAUCCGUCGCUUUGCGGAAACGCGCAGGUGAGUACGGAGCUGCUGCGCAGCCAGGCGCUGAUCGCGUCGUUAGAGUUUCCCACUGAGCAGUGGCAGCAAUGGAUUCAAGAGUGCGCGUACGCGUUGGUCGCCGGCGACCUCGCCAGCGCGGCGAAGCUGCACGCGGUGGUGAACGAGAGCUAUCGCAACUACGCCCUUUGGAGCUUUCUCGCAAAUGAUUUUACAGGCUUCGUAAUGCAGGCGCAGUUAACGGCGCUGCCACAGCGCACGAUGGUGAUGGGCACGUUCCUGGAGCUGAUGCGCAAACGACCGCGGCCCUCCGCUGAGCACGAAAUUGCAUCCACCAGCAACUGUGUCUUGCUCUCUGCCGAGAUGCGGCACUUCGUGAUGGGGAACCUUCUCGCCUGUGUAGAAGACACCCGUCUCGCCGGUGCUGCGGCAGUCGCAGGUGGAUUUGUGGGGUACUGCACCAUCGUCUUUGCCGUUGCCUCGCGGCUCGUCGUGGACGUGGAGUCGGCCGUAAACGUCUUUCGUUGCAGCUCCUUCUUUCUGGGUCAGCUGCAGGCCAGUGCCGCACCAGCGGAGAGGAGCGACGGGCGGAACGCAUUCACGGAGCAGCUCAUGGAGUGCUUGCUGAGCACGCUGCAGUUGUUCCCCGAGGUGGCCAGCAACGACGUGCAGGCAGAGGAGCUUCUCGCGUGUCUUAUGCACUUUAUGAUUCCUGCCGCUGAGGUUGAAGGCGCGGAUGCCGCGCAAAUCUCGACGGAGCUGUUGGAAUUCUUCAUGGACGACGAGGCGGUGCCCCUCGGCUGCGGAAGCGGUGAUGUAGCCCACCUGGCCGGUGCGGUGUUGGAGCUGUACCUCGAACACAACGUCGAUCAGAGGCCCGCCGCUAUUGCGACACUCAACGCCAUUCUGCGCAGCACCCCCAACAUCCAUGGCGCUUUGGCCGACGCGGUAGCGCUGGCGCUACGUUCGGUGAGUCGUGUAUACGAGGCGGCGGGGGCGGUGGUGGUAGACGCGCUCGACACCCCGACGCAGGCGGAGCUGCUCACGCAGGUUUCACAGCUUCUCCUGCGCGCUGCUGGCCCACACGCGCAUGUUAUGCUGAUGGACGCCUUGACGCACUGCUUUUACGGCUCGCACAAUGAAGACCUGUGUUGCCAGCUCGUGCAGCUUCUUCAGCGGCUACACACCGCAGCGACGGCGGCGAUGCCAUCGGAGGAGUGCGCGGUGUGCGUGCGGUGCACGUGCAUCUACGAAGCUGGGCGCCUCGUGGAAGAAGCACGCACACGACCGUGGUGCAAGGCUCUGUUGAGUCCGGCAUGGGUACGACUGACGGUGGAGCAACUUGCAGUAGGGGACACCUUCGGUGUCUUCUGUGCCGCGUCGACGCUCUGCACGUUGCUGUACGUCACGCCAGACUGCGCGCUGUACCUGUGCGAGAGCGGCGCCGCGUGGGUGCAUGGCCUACGCCAGCUCUGUCGGCACGCCACGCUGCGUGGUGUAGCCGUCUUGAUCACCCUCGCGCUGAGGCACAUCGCAGGUAUUUCGGCGGUUGCCACACCGUCGUCGGCGCACUCAUGCCUCUUAGUAGCGACGUCGUGCAGCACUGUAAUGGCGUUCUGUCAGCUCCCUUCCCCGUCCCGUCACCUCGUCCUUCGUUCGGUGGUGGACUUCGUCGUUGCGCACAUGCGUGUGUACUUGCGCGGAGACGGUUGUGCGAACUGUGCGGAGCACCUUGCUGGUCUCACCGCACCGCUGUUCACGGAGGCGUUCUCGGCUGAGUUGUCGCAGGAUGAACCAAGCUGCCGCAGCUUUACCGCCUGCGCUACCCUCCUCUACGUUGCCUUCGGCGCCGUGCAACCUGCAAUGGCAACUGCCGCUCCUGCGGCGCUGCUUCGCGUACUGCAACACGCCGUGGCUCAGACGUAUGCCUCGCAGACGAUCUCCUGCGUAUGCGGCCACCUCGCACUUGUGUUGGUUCUGCAGCCAGACCUCGUAGAGGAGGUGGCAGCACACGUCCUGCGCGUCCUCUUCACCUCCAAUGUGGACUUGGUGGAGGGGCGUAAGGGAGCGAACUACAGUGGGGCGGCGUUCCUCCUUUCGCUGUUUUUUCUGCGUUGUCCGCAGUGCCUUCUCCACGCGGCCGGUGCUACCCGGCCGGCACCGCCCGAUGAUUUUCCGUUGGUGGUGCAGCGCGGUUUCGGGUGGUGGCUGAAUAUGGCGCCUUUCAUGGACGUGGUUCAGCUGCCGUACUUUGCCGCCGCGUGCUGCCGCAUCGCGAGCGCGGUCGUCGCUGCACCGGUGGGAACGGGCGUUUCCACCGGGCGACUUGCAUCGUGUCGCCAAUUCAUUCUCCCUUCUGUCCACGUGAAGAAGCUGCCGCUGCGGCCCUUCACAAACCUCUCCGUGCUGCAGCAUCUGUGCGUGGCGUGGGUGGAUCUGGAGCGGCGCUACAGCAGCACCAGCAAGCCACAGCUGCUGGACCAGGGUCUGCAGCCGUACGUCUCAGGAGUCGAUCGACACUACACAUCUCUUUGCGGUGUCCCGUUCACGGGGAGUGCAGCGGCCGCGGUGCUGAAGACGGCCCCGGCGGAGACGAUUGCUGCGUUUGUUGACUACUUGAGUCAGCAGGACGGCGGUGCAGCGAUAAACACCGCGCGACGGCUCCUCAGUGAGCUCGUACGAUAA
Leptomonas pyrrhocoris is the source of this 3118-nucleotide messenger RNA. RefSeq lists its product as hypothetical. The coding region runs from base 128 to 3118 and encodes 996 amino acids. The transcript has a single exon. The record is from RefSeq and is a predicted model, not a curated record. NCBI's taxonomy places the organism in Eukaryota, Euglenozoa, Kinetoplastea, Trypanosomatida, Trypanosomatidae.